Callorhinchus milii (elephant shark) is the source of this 6978-nucleotide messenger RNA. RefSeq names its product secretory carrier membrane protein 1 (gene scamp1). The record is from RefSeq and is a predicted model, not a curated record. Bases 147 to 1163 code for a protein of 338 amino acids. Gene Ontology annotation, cellular component: recycling endosome membrane; trans-Golgi network membrane. Gene Ontology annotation, biological process: protein transport. The transcript is spliced from 9 exons. NCBI's taxonomy places the organism in Eukaryota, Metazoa, Chordata, Chondrichthyes, Chimaeriformes, Callorhinchidae.
CUUCUUGUUGUCGGAUGUGAACCGAGUGGUGGUUUAAAGGGGGGGCGGCGGCGGCGGCGCUCACAGACAAGAGAAAGGCGUCGGUAAUCAGCGGAGAUCGGCUGUUGUGUGACAGACGCAGAGACAGGUGCUCAGGAUCAUCCACUAUGUCGGACUUUGACAGCAACCCCUUCGCUGACCCCGAGUUCAAUAAUCCCUUCAAGGAUCCAUCAGUUACACAGGUGACAAAAAAUAAUCCACCAGGACUGGAGGAAUAUAAUCCUUUCACAGAUUCACGAACGGCACCACCAAGGGAUGUUGAGAAACCUCCUGUGCCCAGUACGCAGCCAGCCAUUAUGAACCCCACAGAAGAGCCACCGGCAUAUUCGCCACGAGCACAGGCAAGUUCAAAUGAAGCUGCUGCAGCACAGGCUGAACUACUGAGACGUCAGGAAGAAUUGGAGCAAAAGGCAGCAGAGCUUGACCGGCGGGAACGUGAGAUGAAAAAUCUCAGCUAUGAUCCUCGGAAGAAUAACUGGCCUCCACUUCCUGAACGAUGUCCUGUAGGACCGUGUUUCUAUCAGGAUUUCUCUGUAGACAUCCCUGUGGAAUUUCAAAAAACAGUGAAGAUGCUGUACUACUUAUGGACGUUCCACGCAGUAACGCUCUUUCUAAAUAUGUUUGGUUGCCUAGCCUGGUUUUGUGUCGAUAGCUAUAGAGGGGUGGACUUUGGAUUGGCAAUUCUCUGGUUCUUGCUUUUUACCCCGUGUUCAUUUAUUUGUUGGUACAGACCACUCUACAAAGCUUUCAGGAGUGACAGUUCCUUCAGCUUCUUUCUCUUCUUCUUUACAUUUAUCUGUCAGUUUGCCGUGCACGUAUUGCAGUCGGUAGGAAUUCCACAGUGGGGAAACUGUGGAUGGAUUUCAGCACUUACAGCACUUAAUAAGAGCAUUCCUGUUGGAGUUCUGAUGAUGAUUGUUGCAGCAGCUUUUACUGGCUCAGCUGUUGUCUCACUAAUUAUGUUCAAAAAGGUUCAUGGCAUGUAUCGUACCACAGGAGCCAGCUUUGAAAAAGCCCAGCAAGAGUUUGCAACAGGAGUCAUGGCGAACAAAACUGUACAGACCGCUGCAGCAAACGCAGCCUCGACUGCAGCUCGUGGCGCAUUCAAAGGCAACCAAAUUUAAGACCCAGUAAAAUCAUUUCUCUCCCCCGCCAUCACCUUCAUCUAGUCCAUAGACGUUAUACCACUUCAGUCAUUACACACAUACCAGCUUCUAACAUGAUUUCACCAUAACCACAGCAUGAACCUUAAAACGAAAAAUCCAUGUAGCCCUUGAAUUAGGCUUUCGCAUGGGCUAAAAAAAACUAAUAAAUCGUACUUUUACAUUUGCUUGACAAAUGUCACAUUUUCUGUUUAAAUUGUUUUACUUUCCCUGGUUGGUAUGGAUUGUUCUUACUGGCUAUUAGUUUUUUUUUCUCUUGUAAAACUGUAAAUAGCAUGCUGUCACUGCUUUAAUAUUAUACUCCCAAAUUACUGGAGAUCCUUAUGUUUUCUGUGCUACACUGGACUGAUAACUGACAUGGUUCUUUUUGAUUUGCACGCGACUUUGUGACAAAUAUGAUCUUGGAGAAUUGUGAGGAAUGUGCUGCCAGAGUACAUGGGAUUUGAAACUCUUUUAUUUCUCUUUUCAAGUCCCUCCCCCGUGAAACAUCUGUAACUGCCUUAUAAAAAGCACUAUCAAAUGACAAUGUCAAAUUUCAUUUAUUUGUUAACGUUUCACUGAUCUAUUUUAUUGCACAACUAACUGAAAAUUGGUGGCAUCAUUCUUGUGAUUUUAUCACUAUGUUCAGUUGUUAGUUUACUAUUUUAUUUAAAUAAUUGUUGAAUUGUGGACUGUGGUACAGUGUCACUCAUCAUUGCAGAAUACAUGUAGAGAAAACACUAAAUGCUAACACUGGACAUCUAAAUCUAUUAGAUCAUGUGUGGUUCAGGGUGGUUUUGAUCUUAACUGAAAUCCCUUUUGAUUUUAACCUGCGAGCUGAUCAAUUGUGAAGCUUACAUGGAUAGAUCACAAUUGAAUUGACUACUUUGCUUAAAAAGAGAUAUUGCGUGAGUGAAGCAGCAAAUUAAACUCCUGUUAAAUUUGCCAGUUUGUGGGUUGAUGAAACCUUCUAAAGCUUACAAUCUAAUUAUUGCAGUUGAAUGAUGUUUCUGUGUAUGAGCCUUUUUUACAGGCCUGUCCCAGAAGCUCUGUUGCAUGUAGUUUUUGUUCAGCACCAUUGGUGAAAUUCUGCAAUCCAUUUUUUAAAAAGCAUUGACCAAACUGCACAAAAAUCAAUGCUAUUCCUUGAGAUGAACAUGGACCUCAAAGAGGAUCAUAAGGCUUAACUUUUUUUAUGAAGUUAAGAGCAUUCCUUACCAUUUGACAUGAGCUGGUAAGUUGAGUACAAAGCAUACACACUUCGUGAAAAAGGGAAGUAUACAGUUAAGUAAUUUAUGGAAUUCUUCCACAUUUAAGUCGAUGUAAAAGUGCUUUACAGAUACAGAUGUUUUCAAAAGCAGAUUCCAGAUUUUAACACCUAUGGUUUUGUUGUACAGUAUUUUGUGUGUGGAUUGUGAAUGCUUUAUUUUUGACUUCUGCAAUUCUGGUGAUUAUGUGGUGUGAAGGUGCGAUUGUUCAGUGUACAUCUUACAGAUUUCUACACUGUUGGAGUUGGCAGAAUGUACGCCUUCCAUUUUAGUUUGUUUUAGAAAAGCCUUUGAAGUGAGCAUUUGUGUGUCACUCAUUCCUUGUCCGUGUUAACUUCUUACCGUUGAGUAACAACUAACGGUACAUUGUGAUGGUCGGGUGAGCCACUCAAAAGUGUUUUUCGUUGCCCCCCUCACCCCCCAAAUUCUGUCAUGGGUUUAACAUUUAUGUCCUGAAAUACUGUAUUUCAAGAUAAAUGUAUAUACCGUACUGCUUUGUUCCCCGAGGGUGGUUGUGAUGUUUUUCCACAGAAAUUCUACCAAAUGUGAUUUACAUAAAUGUUGGAAAUUAAUAUUGCAUAAAAGAAUGUCCCAGUGUCAAGGCUCUGAGAUAAACAAAAAUCGAAUUUAAAAGUCAUUGCUGUUUUAAUUUUCAAUGCUUCAAAGUUUUGUGUGUUUAAAAAAAAUAAAGAUGUUGCCAUUCAUAUUCCAUCACUGAACUUAAAUUACCACUUGUAGAAAGAUUGAGGAAAGGUGGAGAUUAUUAGCUUCAACACUACACAACAUUAUGUGCAGCUGUCAGUAAAUGUGACACCAGCUAUUUUUCCAGGAUUCGGAGCUAUUAUUUUGCAAUGGAUAGGUUAAAUGCUAAAACUUCUGUAAUUUUAAAAUUCAUAUCCAAAACAUUGAACAAUUGUGCAUUGCCCAAUCUUUACUAAUGAAGGGCCAAUUCCUUGUUGGCAAGUUUUUUGAAUCAAUUUGGCAGCUCAAAUAUUUUCUCUUCCACAUGUAGAAAAAGAUGUUUUAAUUAUUUCAUUCAAAUGUUGGAGUUAUAAAAAAAUUAACUGCAAUAUUAGGUUAUAUAACGGUUCUGACCAAAUGCACUAGAGAUUUGGGGGCUAAAUGUUUACAAUUGGCUUUUUAAAGAUCAGAGACUUCUCUUGGGUGAAUUGCCUUUAGCUGGUAAGUAAUUGUCAAAUGUAGUUGGGCAUUAAAAAAUACUUUCAUUUUUGUUUAAAUAUAGCAUUUUAAAACAUCUUCACAAUAUAAAAGGCCCUGAAAUCAUCUUAUGAUUUUCUUUGUCAUUACUGUAUUCAGUACAUCACAUAAGAAAAUAGGUCAUUCUGUAAAUGGAGUACUUCACAGAAUAUACUUCGCAAGUGUUGUGGUGCAUCAUAACUGAAUUGUGAUCCGUGUUUUGUGCAUCAAUCAGUUGUGAUGAGCAGUUUUUAUAUUAACAGUAUUUUGAGAAAAUGCUGUUACCCCUCAUUAAUGUUGAUGGCAAAACCCCAUAGCAAAUAUUUGAACAAAAGUGAAGUAACAUUCUCUUCUGGGCUCUCGGCAGUGCUUGCACUCAGUGAGGAGCUCGGUUUGAUUUUCUUUCAGAAUAUUGAAGGCUGCUGUUUAAACAGUGGAUUACGUGUGUUAAAUAUGACGUAUUGAAAAUAUGACUUAUUGACUAGAUUGAAUUGUGUUACUUCUGGUGUUGAUAGUUAUAUUUAUAGAUUUUUGGAAAUUUGUAUUUGUUUUGAGUUGUGAAAAACUACAGGCGUGAUGAAGAAAACUCGUGUAUGUUUCUGUGAACAAUGGGGCAGUGUUUGUUUUUAUUGAUUUAAAAGUGUUGAAUAUAGUGUUAUUUUUAACCUGCAUGUGAAGAAUGAGAUGAAGUCCGAGCUAGUUUAAUGAAGUGGUUGAGUGUAAGAAGUAGAACUAUAAUAACCUUUCUACAUUUAAUAAUGUAGAAAGAAAAAAACUAAUCUUAAGUGGGAGCCGGUGCCUAAUUAUGAAUCUGUAAUGGACCCUCUUAAUAGCCUUCUGCUAAGCACUCAAACAAAUGGUGCGAGAGGUACAGAUAAUGCUGAGGAACAGUGGAGAAAUUGUUUGUUGAUCCAGGAAUUCCAUCUUGCUUACUGAAUUUGAAGAAAUGAGAGAAAACCCUUUUGCAGUGAAGCCUUUUUGCUUUCAAAAAUAUGUAGAUUUCUCCUAGUUGUAAAGUGUUGAACUAAGUUUACUGGGAAUGAUCCAAUGCUUUUCACUCCAUUGUGUAUAAUUAAACACAAGGCGUAGCAAAGCGAGUAAAAUUAGAGUGAGGAGGAAAUUGGAGGUAGAACUGCAACUGAAAUCAAAGCUGCGAAACAGUAUGAAAGAAAACCACGCACAAACAGUAUGCAAAAAAACUAAACAUUAAAUUGAAAUUCUGAACAUAAAGCAAGAAAACUGUAAUGCAACACUGAGACUGGGGUUCCUAUGUUCAAUCCGUGGUCUGUGCUGAGUGACCCGGUGAUUGUAAUGAUUUCCACUUCCACUAAUGGCCACAGUAUUGCUGAGCUCAGAUGGGGAUAAUCAACCAGGAUCCUGUUCGGAGCAUUUCUGUUAAUUUUGGAAUCGACCUCUGAGGUAAAUUCGUCCAUUGUCUCACAGUAUCCUGAUACCCAAUGCCCAGGCUCAAAUAUUCAUAUAGAACAGCUGCUUGUGAAAGGUACUACAAAUUGGUGCCUUGCACAAAAUAAAAUUGAGCAAAGUUGCAUUAUUUCAAGCUAAAGGAGUAAACUGUGACAAAAGUGCUCUUAUUUGAGUAUAAUGCAAUCAUGAUUCAGCUCUCCAUGGAAGUCAUUUAAUUCACAUAGGAUGACCAUCAUAGCGUAUAUCAUUUAUUACAGCAUCAGGUUAGGUGAAUAUCGAGAAACCGAAGAAAUCCUGCAUAUUAUUGUGUUAGGAAGGGUUGACUUAAUUCAGCAGUUAAACACCAAAACCUACCAAGAUUAGCAUGUUUUGUUCAUUUUUUUUGUUGUAAACUUGAUUAAUAUUAAAACUACAGUGUUGGUGAUAUUGUUAAUACUGAUUUUUUAUGUUGUUUGAUUAUGUGCACAGUUAGUUUGGUUUGUGUGGCAGUAACAUUUCAAUGGGAGCGUGCAAAAUAAAAAGCUUUUUAGAAAAUUCUUGAGCAAAAUGAAGUAAAAUCGUUUGAUCUUUUCAUCUGACCUGAAGAAGCUGUAUUUCACAAUUACAGUAUUUCUAUUCCAUAUACAUUUCAGAAAGGUACAUUUAUUACAUGGUCCCACAUCAGCAGAGUAGGUCUCCAUACUUGCUAGAAAAAACUGUGGAAGCAAACUACUACAAGAUUCUUUUGUGCUUCAUUUUCUAAGUAACUUUUAUAAUACAUCUUGUGCAGACUUAAUUUUGUGCUGUAGAAGUGUAAGGCAAGUUUUUUUUAAAAGAAGCUGGUUUCGUAAAUUCUUGACUGCAUGGGUAAUGCCUCUCAAGUUUUUUGACAUGUGAGGAGAUUAAGAUACUGUACUUUCAAAUGGAGAACUCCUGACAAACAAAAAUCUGAGAAACACAUCUGGUUUUCUCCCUGCCUAGACAGCUGUGUGUUAAAGUCUUCCAUCACUAUUAGCUUGCAUUUAGCAGUUACUCUGCUACUAACCCAAUGACUGAAUUGCAUAGAAAUAGGAUGCAGUGGAUACUGAUUCUCACCAUGUGACUUAAUACCUGAAUGUCACACCAGAUGGUUUGAAAUGGCUAGUAGCUGAGAAUUAUUUUUUAUAUUUAAAAAAAACAAGGCUAGAAAGCUACAGGUGCAAAUGCAGGUCAAGUUCUGUGGAAUCUGUUUGAAGAGUUGUGGAAAUCACAAAAAACAGUACAUUACCGAUGCUUGAAUCUAAAAAUGUGCAAGGAACUCUAUUUCAGAAAAGGAUCAUAUUAAGUGAUGCAAUAUCUGAUGGUUAAGGGAUUUUCAAAUGUGUUUCGCGUUCAUAUUCUAAUUGGACAGAAUUAACAAAGUUCAGUUUGUACAGAGCUGCCUCACACUUCAGAAUUCUGUUUUGUAUCUGAUUUCCAAAGAUUAUGGAAUAAUUAAAAAGUAAAAUCUGCUUUAAUAAGUGGUUGAUAAAGUUACUUUAUUUAAAAAGUAAAGUAUUGAAUAAAUGUAACCCGUGUUUACCCCUCUCACCAUGAAAGGCUGAUAUUGCCCUUAUAGUUUGUUCAUUUGAUGUGUUCUCGAACUGAAACAAAUUUGAUCUGAACAUUUACAAGGCAUUUAGUUACAACGUUACUUGAAGAUGUAGAUUUCCAAGGUCAUUUUGCAAUUGAGGGUUUGGAUCUAGUCAAAGUGAGAAAUAUUUAUUUGUAUAUUUUGUAAAUGACUUGACAUUCUGCUGUUGUUUUGAGUUUCAGUAUACUGUACAAAUGCACUUGCUUUAUGCCCUUCCAUUUAGCAUGUCUUGUAGUUCCUUAGUUUUGUAUAUAAUAUAUAUAUAUAUGUUCUUGUAGCAUUACAAGGUCUCAAUAAAAAAUGCAACCCACUGAAA